Molecule: messenger RNA, 2348 nt
Organism: Panicum virgatum (switchgrass)
Lineage: Eukaryota; Viridiplantae; Streptophyta; Magnoliopsida; Poales; Poaceae
Exons: 17
Coding region: 16-2070 (684 amino acids)
Source: RefSeq, a predicted model, not a curated record
GACCACGUCGCCGGAAUGGGGGGAGCCAUCCGAGCCCAGCGGUUCCUAGCCGUUUAUUUUUUUUUUUCAUUUCAUUACCCCAGCCGUUUGUUUUUGCCUCACCAAAUCGACGCGAGUGGCGGUGGGCGCGCGAGCGGCGAGCCAAGCCCUCCCUCCUUCCCUCCCAGUUCGCGCACCCCGCAGCUAGCUACUCAUGCCGCUGGCUGCUCUUCUCCUGGUCGCCGCCGCGGCCGGCGCCGCUCCGCCGCGCGCUCGCGGGGGCCGGACAGGGGCGCGCCGCGGCUGUGGGGUGCGCCUGCGCGCCAGAGCGGCGGCUGGGGAGGCCGCGCCGGCGCCUUCCAGGACCCAGGUGAGCCGCGGGGCCGAAAUGCGGUGAUAAUGGAGAAGAUCUCUAGUGGUGAAGAAGUUGGGGGUGCUGGAGGGGCAUACUCAUACAGUGCACUGAAAAGAUUGGAUCAAAUAUGGUCUAGUAUAUGUGGACCACAAGUAGAUUCGAACGUCCCUGAAGUUGUUACUCGGGUUCAAGGGCCGUUGGUUGAUUCUAAUCUUGGUGCUGGUUCAGAGAUAUUUGAUGUAAUAGUGUGUGGUGGCACAUUAGGUAUAUUUGUGGCUACUGCCCUCAGUUCUAAAGGCCUUCGGGUUGGAAUUAUCGAAAGCAACAUAAUCAAAGGGAGGGAACAAGAGUGGAAUAUUUCAAGAAAGGAGCUUAUGGAAAUUGUGGAGAUUGGCAUCCUUUCUGAAGCAGAGCUUGAACAGAUUAUUUCAAGUGAUUUCAAUCCUAAUAGAUGCGGAUUUGAGGAUAAAGGUGACAUUUGGGUGGAGAACAUUCUUAAUCUUGGUAUUUCGCCUGCUAAACUUGUUGAAACCAUGAAAGAACGCUUUAUUUCUUCAGGAGGAGCCAUAUUCGAAGGGAAGAGUCUAUCAAGCAUUUAUGUCUAUGAUGAUCGUGCAGUUCUAAAACUGAGUGAUGGUGAUUCCUUGCCUUGCCGACUUGUUGUUGAUGCUAUGGGUAAUUUUUCUCCAAUUGUGCGGCAGAUCCGGUCUGGUAGAAAACCAGAUGGAAUGUGCCUUGUUGUUGGUGCUUGUGCUCGUGGAUUUGAAAAAAAUACAACAAGUGAUAUUAUUUUCAGUAGCUCAUCAGUAAAUAGAGCUGGAAAUUCAGGAGUACAACUCUUCUGGGAGGCAUUUCCUGCUGGUUCUGGUCCCAAUGAUCGUACUACGUACAUGUUCACUUAUGUUGAUCCAAAAUUUGGGGGCCCUAAGCUAGAAGAACUUUUGGAAGUGUUUUGGAAGCUUAUGCCUGCUUACCAGGAUGUAGUUCUUGAAAAUCUGGAUAUAAAGAGAGUUAUAUUUGGAAUUUUCCCAACUUACCGGGAUAGCCCCUUACCAGCUGCAUUUGACCGCAUCUUACAGGUUGGUGAUGCUAGUGGAAUACAGUCACCUGUUUCAUUUGGAGGUUUUGGAAGCUUGACGAGGCAUCUUGGUCGUUUGUCAAAUGGUAUAUAUGAAGCAGUUGAAGGUGAUUUCCUGGAUGCACAUAGUUUGCGGCUGCUGAACCCUUACAUGCCAAAUUUAAGUGCAUCAUGGCUGUUUCAACGAGCGAUGUCAGUAAGGCCGCAUGUCGAUGUGUCACCAACCUUUAUUAAUGAGCUUCUCUUUGCUAAUUUUCAGUCAAUGCAGAAGCUUGGGGAUUCUGUACUCCGGCCAUUUCUCCAGGACGUGAUACAAUUUGGACCUCUGGUGAAAACGUUGGGUCUAGUAAUGCUCGAUCGGCCACAAAUUCUCCCUUCAAUAUUUAAGCAGGUUGGACUUGGAGUCAUCCUUGAAUGGUCAGGCCAUUUUCUGAUGCUUGGUUACUACACUUUCCUUUCUACCUUCAUCGAUCCAGUCACGAGGUACAAUGGAUGGCAUCUCUCUAGUGUCAAAAUCCACACUUCUGUACUGUCUAACAUUCUGGCAUGCUUGCUAUUUUCAAAACAUUUUGAAGAACUUGGGUCGAAUCCUUGCCUCCAAGAGACAAAUAUCAAUGGAAACGGUAUCUUGAAGCAUGGAGAUAUGGAGCUGGUUUAGAUUAUCGUCAAGGGGAAUAAACAGCUUCAUUGUAAAGAACUCAGGUCUCCCUUAGGAAAACAAGAAACGUGUAUAGAUAAAUCUCCAUGUGUACAGCUUUCCGUUAGAGGAAAACAUUUUGAGAACAGAACAGACAGAAUCACUGAUUGAUUAAGUCUGUUUUUCACUUGUAACUUACUACUUAGCUGAACUCCUGAAGUGAAUAUGUGUUGUCCAUAUCAUUUUUCCAAUAAUGCUGAAUCAAGCUCAGUGUGGUUUGAUAUGUGUUGAAUAAUGUA